UGCGAGCACCAACUGACGCCUAGAGAGUAUCCGUGCACGGAUCCGCCGCCGCCGCCGCCCCUCCCCGUUCAGCCCCCCCUCCGCUCGCUCCGGAGAUCGGCCAUGUUGCUUCUCGCGCUUGUUCCGGUAUCAGGCACGAGCGUUUGAGCACCUCGGCCGCAGUACGACACCGAUCCGCCUCCAGUGAAGCCCAUUUCACCACAGCCCCGAAGCCAAUCAUGGAUUUUACUACGUGACUGUGGAUGUUCGUCUUUGGAUACAAGCCCUCAGACAUCUCCUUUCAUUCAAGAAUCUUUGGUCACCGGGAUCCUGUGAGUGGCGGAAGACGGUUUCGUGGAUCAUGAGGGUUUUUCGGGAUUGAUAAUUUUUGAAAUCCAUCAUACGUCUGCUAGUGCUUCAUUCUCACCACUCACGGUUCAUCUUAUUUAUAUCCGUGUUUAGUCCAUCGCCGUUUGUUUCGUUUAUCUCAAACUGACGGUUGAGGUAUUUUUCACCUUUUGUUGACACUUAUUGUUUUGAAGGUCGGUAAAAUUGCGAUUUUUGGUUGGCCUAACACUUCAUAUCGCUCGCAGAGAGAUACUUUUCCUUUUCGUGUCCUCAUUCUCUAUGACUGUCAUUUUUAAGACCUGGGAGGAUAUGAAUUGGCUUUAAACUCUCGUUUAUUUCGUUGGGAAGCAAAUAUAAAUGGUAGUGAGCUCCAUGUUAGUCUCUCCAAGAAGAACUUCAUAAAUCCUCACCAAGGACCUGCUGUUUAUUUUCAACUGGAGACUUUAAUACAAGUUUUUUUUUUUUCUCCUCCACAUAUGAACUGAUGUUGGGCUUCAACUUGUUGAUCUCUGUCUGCGUGGCUAGUUCAAGCUAGCUAGCAACACUGAUUACUUCUGUCAGAACAGAGAAUAGCCUCUAACGGCAAGUUUCUAAAUGCUUGUCAACCACUAAAAACGAUUUUCCAUUUAUAUUUCCCCCCUUGGCCCUGUUUUUGUGAAUACCUGGGCGAAAAUGUCAACCCGGCCUCAAGGAGUUGGUGUUAUAGAGAAUUCAUCCAGCCAGACCCACUCUGAUGCCAAAGGAGGAGGGCGUCCAACUGUUCGGAGUGUUCGGGGUGUGGUGCCGACGGCGGAUGAAAACCCCCACAUAGGAAAUUACCGACUGCUGAAGACCAUAGGCAAGGGCAACUUUGCCAAGGUUAAACUGGCCCGACAUGUCCUCACUUCUAAAGAGGUAGCGGUGAAAAUCAUAGACAAGACCCAGCUCAACUCUUCUAGUCUUCAAAAACUGUUCCGAGAAGUGAGAAUUAUGAAGCUUCUGAAUCACCCGAACAUCGUGAAGUUAUUUGAGGUGAUCGAGACAGAAAAGACGCUGUAUUUAGUCAUGGAAUAUGCCAGUGGAGGCGAGGUUUUUGAUUACCUUGUUGCUCACGGGAGGAUGAAAGAAAAGGAAGCUCGUGCCAAAUUUAGACAGAUUGUCUCAGCUGUGCAGUAUUGCCAUCAGAAGUGUAUUGUACACCGAGAUCUCAAGGCUGAGAAUCUUUUACUGGAUGCUGACAUGAACAUAAAGAUCGCUGACUUUGGCUUCAGUAAUGAGUUUACGGUUGGCAAUAAAUUGGACACAUUUUGUGGGAGUCCGCCGUAUGCCGCCCCUGAACUCUUCCAGGGCAAAAAGUAUGAUGGGCCGGAAGUGGAUGUGUGGAGUCUCGGGGUCAUACUCUACACGCUGGUCAGUGGCUCACUGCCUUUUGAUGGACAGAACCUGAAGGAGCUGCGAGAGCGUGUGUUGAGAGGGAAGUAUAGGAUUCCUUUUUACAUGUCCACAGACUGUGAGAACCUGCUGAAGAAGUUUCUCAUCCUCAAUCCUACCAAGAGGGGAAGUUUGGAGCAGCAGAUCAUGAAGGAUCGCUGGAUGAAUGUAGGUCAUGAAGACGAUGAGUUGAAGCCCUACAUUGAGCCUCAGCCUGACUACAAAGACCCCAGAAGAACAGACAUAAUGCUUCAGAUGGGUUUCCCUCAAGAGGAAAUAGAGGACUCUCUCGUCAAACAAAAAUAUAAUGAAGUCAUGGCAACCUAUCUGCUGCUUGACUAUAGGAAUUCAGAGCUUGACGAGGGUGUCAACUUGACAUUAAAGCUACGCCCAGGAAGUGACCUCACUAACAUCAACACCCCUUCUCCACCUCAUAAGGUACAGCGCAGUGUGUCAUCCACUCAGAAACCCGUCAGAAAAACGACAGAUCAGGGUUCAUACUCGAAAAGGCCUCAGGGAGAAAACAAGCAUGGAGUGGAUGAUUCUGGAAGGAAAGGUUCAAGUAGCUCCACCAAAGUUCCACCCAGUCCAGUGAUCAGCAGUGAACGCAAAAAGAGUUCUACACCCUCUACUAAUAGUAUCCUGUCCACGGGCACAAGCCGCAGCAGAAACUCCCCCAUUUCUGACAGAGCCACUCUGGGAGUGCAAAACGGCAAGGACAGCCUGAGCACCCCCGGGUCCCGCGCCUCCACGGCCUCGGCCGGCGCCGUGCUCUCCUCAUCAAUCUCUUCCUCACGCACCCGCCAUCACAAGUCCCUCUCCACCUCUGCCCAUCCCUGUCCCGCAGACCUGCACUCACACCGGCCCAGUGAUCCCCCCCAGAGAGCACCUGGCGCCUCCCCGUCAGCCCACAAUAUCAGCAGCGCAGCUGGGACGGACCGUACCAACUUCCCUAGAGGGGUGCCCACCCGCAACACCUUCCACCUCGGCCAGCAGAGGGGCGCACGGGACCAACAGGGUUCUCCGUACCACGGAGCCCCCGCCUCCCCUUCCCUCUCCCAUGGCAACAGCCAACAGCGACGACCCGCAGCUUCCGGCAUCUUCAGCAAGUUCACCUCCAAGUUUGUGCGCAGAAAUCUGUCAUUCAGAUUCCCCAGAAGGAGCCCCUAUGAGGGAGAGGGUCGAGAGGAGGGGAGCAGAUCUAUGCUCAGCAGUGCGGAGAAGUCGGAGAAGACCAGUGUAGGGCCAGAAGACGACAACAAAGACUCCUCCUCCUCCCCAGGGGACGGGACUCCUCCAGCCGCACCCGUGUCCUCGCUUAAAGACCAGGCGAAGCCUCGCUCACUCCGCUUCACCUGGAGCAUGAAGACCACGUCUUCCAUGGAGCCCGGCGAGAUGAUGAAGGAGAUUCGGAAGGUUCUCGACGCCAACAGCUGCGAGUACGAGCUGCGCGAGCGCUACAUGCUGCUGUGCAUGGCCGGCAAUCCCGCCCGUGAUGACUUUGUGCAGUGGGAGAUGGAGGUUUGCAAGCUGCCCCGUCUCUCGCUCAAUGGCGUACGCUUCAAGAGGAUAUCCGGGACGUCCAUCGCCUUCAAAAACAUCGCCUCCAAAGUCGCCAACGAGCUGAAACUGUGAGAGGAGAGAGAUGCGAAAGUAGCAUUUUAAAGAGUCUCUGAACAGGGAUGAGUGGAGAACAUACUGCUCAAACACAACCUGCUGGUAUGGGUAGGUACAGAGAGAGAUAUAAGAUCAGAUUCAUACAAACGGGGGGAAAAAUAGCACACUGGCCCUUCAAUCCUGCACAGAAUGAGGAGUUUUAGGAGGGUAAACUCUGCAGGUUCUUGGUUCAUUGUCCUGAAAACGUUCAAUUCAGAAAGGCGACGGGUCUCGACUUGGUUUGUUUCUGCUGAAAAUGAAUUUUGAACUCAUUUCAGUCUCUUCGUGUGCUCGCACACAAACGCACCUAAUGCCUAUUGAAACAGACAGAGCAUAAAUUGCCAAACUUGAAAGAGGGGUGGCCAUUGACUUCAGAACCUAAAGUAUUUACAGGGUGGAGGUGGGCUAUUUACGAGGAAAGUCAGAUGUUAGUGCUCCCUUCAGAGAGAAACACACACUCUCUCUGUGUUUAUUUCUUCCUCUUAUUCUAUCAACAGGGUUACACCUCACCAUUGUUCAGUAAGGGCCAGCACACUUGAUCAAUACUGAUAGGACUGUAAAUUCUGGUUAAGGUGAUUUUAAUUCUUAAUCGGCUGGGUUUAGAUUUGCUGCACUGGAAUGGGUGAAUUUCUGUUGCCUUUUUAUUUUCUUAAAGAAAUUAAAUAUUUCAUUGUUGUAUUUACCAAUGAUUAUGUUUUAAUAUUAUUCCUAGUAAAAACAAAUUCUUUUUUUUUUUUAUUAUUAUUAUUAUUUGUGGUCUCGUGUUCUUGAUCGUACUAUGCCUUUGUAUAAAGAAUGUCUGAAAAAAAGCACCACAUGACUCCCACUGAACCUUUCACACUCUUGCCCCACUUUGCCGCAAAGGAUCAUGGGACAGCAAAUCCUCAUGCUUAAAAAAAAAAAGUCACUGGAAAAGACAUUAAAGGACAAAAUCCACGCAACUAAUCAUUCCCAUGCCAUUUUUGUGACUAAGGAACUGAUGUCGAGCUGCUCUUCUCUGCAUCCACGACCCUUCAUGGAUCAAGCCAAGAACUUUUCACCUCUGUCUCGUCUGCAGGUGGCUUUUUGGCAUUACUCAUUCGAUGGUACACUCUUUAUGAAAACGUGUCGUGAUUGAAUGUGUACGUAUGUGUGAGAGAUGACGAUGAUGGAGUGUCAUAUCUGAAUAACCAAAAGGCUUGCUUAGUUUCAUAUUCAAUGCAGAGACUAUUAAUACGUAGCCUUGAGACCACAAGUACCUGCCAUGAAGAGUCAAAUAUUGGUGUUCUGUUAAUUCCAAUAUUUUGUUGGCAUUAUCAUUUUCACUAUUGAAAUCAGUUCAGAUGUCAUUAUCGCACAAGCAGAUCAGUAAGUAGAGAAGACAGGAACCAAUCUGCAGAUGUGUCUGCAUGAAAAAAGAGCAAAAGAGUACACUGACUACAAGCUAGAGAGCCACAGUGUGUUUCCAUCCAUUUCUGCUGAGCUGUACAUGCUUGCAUGCAUCCUCUAGUUGACAUCAGGUGCACCGUCACCGCUGUUGUUGUGUAAAGAGGAGGGGGGUUGGGAUCAGAUCUCCUUGUAAAGUCUGUCACCAGUUCAGGGGACAACUGUGCACAUGUGUGUUUUAUAUCUUCAUAGAAAAUAAUGAUUAUCUUUUUUUUUUUUUUUUUUUUUUUUUGUCAUGUACUUUGCUGUUCUCACAACUGAUCAUUUGUUCAAGGUGCUGGGGAUCCAAUUAUCUUAAGUAUUGUUUAUUUUUCUUCAGGGUUGAUUAUUUUUAUUCACACAAGUUUUUCGUUGCUGUAAUUUUAUUAUUUGUGUCAGACUCUUUGCUGUUGGGUUAGGCGGGGUUCACAUAGAAAUACACCAAAUGUUUUUUUUUUUUUUGUUUUUUUUUGUGCAAAGAUAAUUAUGAUCAAUGAUAGUAAUAAAACAAUUAAAUUCAA
This is a messenger RNA of Ctenopharyngodon idella (grass carp), 5318 nucleotides long. RefSeq names its product MAP/microtubule affinity-regulating kinase 2b (gene mark2b). Gene Ontology annotation, biological process: microtubule cytoskeleton organization; intracellular signal transduction; protein phosphorylation. The transcript has 19 exons. Bases 1000 to 3372 code for a protein of 790 amino acids. The record is from RefSeq and is a predicted model, not a curated record. Lineage: Eukaryota; Metazoa; Chordata; Actinopteri; Cypriniformes; Xenocyprididae. Gene Ontology annotation, cellular component: cytoplasm. Gene Ontology annotation, molecular function: protein serine/threonine kinase activity; ATP binding; tau-protein kinase activity.